Messenger RNA from Magallana angulata, 753 nucleotides. RefSeq lists its product as uncharacterized. The record is from RefSeq and is a predicted model, not a curated record. The coding region runs from base 1 to 753 and encodes 250 amino acids. NCBI's taxonomy places the organism in Eukaryota, Metazoa, Mollusca, Bivalvia, Ostreida, Ostreidae. The transcript is spliced from 3 exons.
AUGAGACAGCAGGCACAGAAUGACUUUGACAUCUCCCUUUAUAAAUCAUACAACAAUAUCGUUUUCGGAAAAACCAUGGAAAAUAUAAGAAACAGAUUAAAUUUUAACCUAGUUCAUACAAAAAAAACCCUUCAAAAGCUGGUUAGUAAACCGAGUUUUGAGAGCUUUACUAUCUUCAAUAAAGAUCUCGUUGUAGUAAAAAACAAAAAGGUCAUAACAAACCCAUCUACACAAUAUGGUGGGAAUGCAAAGUUGCUGAUGACAGAUACAGAUUCCCUGUUUUACAGGUUUGAAGUUAAAGAUAUGUAUAAAGAGAUGAGUAAACAUAUUGAUUUGUUCGAUACAUCAAACUAUCCUAGAGAUCAUUUUCUGUUUAGUGAAAUAAACAAGAAGGUUGUUGGUAAGAUGAAAGAUGAAACUGCAUCUCAGCCAGUAAUGGGAUGUGUUGAAUUACGACCAAAAAUGUAUUCAUUCAUUGUUUACAAUGAGGAAAAAACCCAAGUGAAAAAAGCAAAGGGAAUCGCCAAAUCUGUUGUUAACAAAGAAUUAGCAUAUCAAAAUUACGUGGACUGUCUAUUAAACUGUAAAUUAGAAAGACAUACAAUGAACUCUAUACGGAGUGAAAAUCAUAAUCUGUUUCUUAAAGCUAUCAACAAAAUUUCCCUGUCUUCCUUUGACAAUAAACGAUGGUGGUUGAAGCCUAAUGGUAUUGAAGGUUAUUCAUAUGGACACUUUAAAAUCACUGAUAAUUAA